AUGUCAAUCCCAACUCUCCGGCGAAGUACUCUCCGUCUAGCAUCCUUGCACAACCACAUUACCCGUCCUCAUCUGCUCAUCAACAACCGUCCAGUCCAAUUCACCUCCUCCUUCACCACCUCCAUCCACACCAUGUCUCUCCCCACAACCAUGAAGGCCGUCGUGAUCGAACGAACUGGCGGCCCCGAAGUCCUCCAGUUCAAAACCGACCAGCCGGUCCCUACACCCCAGGAAGGCGAAGUCCUCGUGAACAACAAAAUCUCCGGCGUCAACUAUAUCGACACCUACUUCCGCACGGGUCUCUAUCCCUCACCUAAGCCGGAGAUUCUAGGCCGCGAAGGCGCUGGUAUCGUCGCAGCCGUGGGACCGAAUGUCUCUGGCUUUGAAGUCGGGGAUCGCGUCGCAUGGCUCGAGACCAGCGGUUACGCAGAGUACACUGCCGUGCGAGCUGCGAGGACCGUGAAGAUCCCUGACGGUCUCAGUGAUGAGGACGUUAUGGCUUCGUUCCUGAGCGGACUGACCGUUCUGUCUUUUGCGAAGGAGACGUACCCGGUGCAGAAGGGCGAUUGGGUGCUUCUGCAUGCUGCGGCUGGUGGUGCGGGCUUUUUGAUGACGCAGAUUCUCAAGUCGAUUGGUGCCAAGGUUAUUGGUACCGCUGGGGGUGCGGAGAAGUGUGCGCUUGUGAAGAGUCUGGGUGCGGAUGUGGUGAUUGAUUAUCGGAGUGAGGAGGGUAAGGAUUGGGUUAAGCUGGUGAAGGAGGCUACGGGUGGUCGGGGUGUGGAUGUUGUUUAUGACUCUGUGGGUAAGGAUACGUGGGAAGGUAGUUUGGAGGCUGUGAAGCGCAAGGGUACUAUUGUCUGGUUUGGUAAUGCCAGUGGUCCGGUGCCUCCGCUUCCUCUGAGCAAACUCAGUCCCAAGUGUGUCAAGGUUGCUCGCCCGACCCUCUUCGGCUAUAUUGACACCCGUGAGGAGUUCGAGUACUACACCAACGAGCUGUUCAGUCUGCUCAAGUCUGGCCAGUUGAAGACCAAGAUCCACAAGAUCUAUCCUAUGGAGGACAUUGCUCAGGUCCACAAGGACCUUGAGGGUCGCAAGACCAUGGGUAAGCCUCUUCUAAAGCCUUAG
Molecule: messenger RNA, 1125 nt
Organism: Penicillium daleae
Lineage: Eukaryota; Fungi; Ascomycota; Eurotiomycetes; Eurotiales; Aspergillaceae
Product: quinone oxidoreductase family protein
Exons: 3
Coding region: 1-1125 (374 amino acids)
Biological process (GO): cellular response to oxidative stress
Cellular component (GO): cytoplasm
Molecular function (GO): zinc ion binding; quinone reductase (NADPH) activity
Source: RefSeq, a predicted model, not a curated record